Molecule: messenger RNA, 702 nt
Organism: Cornus florida
Lineage: Eukaryota; Viridiplantae; Streptophyta; Magnoliopsida; Cornales; Cornaceae
Exons: 2
Coding region: 1-702 (233 amino acids)
Molecular function (GO): nucleic acid binding
Source: RefSeq, a predicted model, not a curated record
AUGAUAAAGGACAAGCCAAGACAUUGGCAUGAAACCCUUUCAGAAGCCUUGUGGGCUUAUAGAAACUCGAAAAGAACAAGUACAGGAACAACUCCUUAUCGGCUAACAUUUGGCUAUGAUGUUGUGUUGCUGAUGGAGUUAAAUGUAAAAUUGGCAAUGGUAGCUUUACAACAUAAUUUAAUACCUUUCGAUUACAAUGAAGCUAUGUUUGCCGAGUUGGAAGACUUGGAUGAGGUUCAGAAACUUGCUUUAGACCACCUUAUGGUCCAUAAAGCAAAGGUAAUGAAGGCUUACAACAAAAGGGUGAAAUUCAAGUCAUUUGCAGAGGGUGAUAUGGUUUGGCAAACAAUUCUUCCACCUAGAAAAGUAGAUAGAACUUAUGGCAAGUGGUUACCUACUUGGAAGGGACCAUAUUUGGUUUACCAAGUGUUACAUGGAGGUGCAUACAAGUUGAAGGAUUUGGAUGGUGAGGUGCUUAAAAGACCAAUAAAUGGAAGGUAUUUGAAGAAGUAUCAACCCACUAUUUUUGAACUUAUAGAGGAAAAAAAAGCCUCUAAUGAGUCAAAUAUAGAGGAUGAGACCUCUGUUGUAACAGAAAGAGGAGAAAGCGAGGAAGGAGUCGCCGCCGCCGCCGAUGAGACCUUUGUUGUGGCGGUGACGAAAGCGAGGGCCGACGAUGGGUGUAAUGGUGGUGGCAGAUAG